This is a messenger RNA of Xyrichtys novacula (pearly razorfish), 16597 nucleotides long. The record is from the annotation of a GenBank genome assembly. Lineage: Eukaryota; Metazoa; Chordata; Actinopteri; Labriformes; Labridae.
AUGGCGACACUGGAUCGCCAAAUGCCAAGUCUGGAUACCUUCCUUUGCGAACCUUGGUCCUCCUUCGUCAGUGCCUCUAAAUUACGUUUUGUUGACAGUAAGUUCGCACGUCGGUAGCGUUGUUGUUUUUGCAGGCAAAGUGUCGGGAAGUGCGUGGUCCAACUGUCUGUGAUUGAGUUGAGUAAGCCCCUCCACCAUGCAGGGUCUGUCAAAGCGCAGCAAAGUAACUGUCAGAAAUAUUACUACGAAAUGCAAAAAAAUGAUACACCGUUUGAAUUACCGGGCACGUGCGGGCGAGACACGGCUAACCGUUACCGUGCAGAGUUCGUAGAAUUGGCGCGUGCCGUACAGUUAGUGUGUGAAACUGUGUCCAGCUGUAAGUUUGUUAGCUUUGACAGCUUCACUCAGCUCAGGCGCUAGCAAAGGCUAAUGCUAACCCAUGAUAGCCAGCAGCCACCUCGGACCAGCAUGGCUCCACGCAUGUCCCCCCAAAGUUUGUUGUGAAUGCCCCUGCGUGUUUGUAAGUGGCUGUUUUUGUUUGUUCAGACGCAGACUCGCCUUUGGAUAACAGCGACGGAGAGCUUUGCUGUCUUGGUGAAGCCGUGAAGCUCGGUCCAAAAGGUAAGGAAGUUACACUGAUGGAUAAAUGACGCUGUCACGUACACAUUGGUGGUUUGUUAUGGUUAGAUUCUGCACCAUUAAGCACAAUGGGUGUCUAUAAUUUAAUCCCUUACGACAUUUACCACUAAUAUCGGGCUUCAUUUUUACACUAAGCAUGUUUUAUAACCAUAGUUUUAUGUAGUCUUAAUAAGAUUACUUCAUACGUGUAUCUGUACUACAAAUGAGAAGUACAGUUAGAUUCCUGGAUGAGGCUUCAACUAGAUAGAUAGAUAGAUAGAUAGAUAGAUAGAUAGAUAGAUAGAUAGAUAGAUAUACUUUAUUGAUCCCAAACUGGGAAAUUCACUUGUUACAGCAGCAAUAAAAACACAAAAUAAAAUUAAAUAUAAGAAGUAUGUACAAUACAGUCUAAAUAUACUAAAUAAAAUUAAUAAAUACAGACUAAAUAUACUAAAUAUAUUCAAUAAAUUCAGACUAAAUAUACUAAAUAUAUUCAAUAAAUACAGACUAAAUAUAUUCAAUAAAUUCAGACUAAAUAUACUAAAUAUAUUCAAUAAAUACAGACUAAAUAUAUUCAAUAAAUUCAGACUAAAUAUACUAAAUAUAUUCAAUAAAUACAGACUAAAUAUACUGAACGUCCUAAGAGAAAAAGUGAGAUAUGAAAAAAGUGGGCUAUCCGCUGGUAGUACUAAUCUGAAAUGAGUAAUAAAUAUGAAAUGUGAGAUAUACAGAUGGGAUAAUAAGUAAACAAACAAUUUAAUGUGCUCAGUAAUGUGUUGUGGUAGGAGUUUUUAAAAAAUGGACUAUACAGCAGACAGAUGUGAGUCUCUGUCCGACAGAUAUGAGUUAUUGAAUAGUGCUAUUUCUUGUGGCAGGAAAGAUUUCCUGUAUCUGUCUCUUUGACAGCGGAGCUGCAACAGUCUGUUGGAGAAGGAGCUCUGCUGUCUGUCCAGAGUGAUGUGGAGAGGGUGGUCAGGGUUAUCAUGAUGGAUAACAGUUUGGUCUAAUGAUUGAUCUGACAAUGUGGAGAAAAAAAUGGCACCCAGACUGACAGGAAGUUGACAAAAAAUCCUCCUACACAUCAGUCUCAUGAUAAAAACAUCCAAUAAAGUUGAAAAUAGCUUUUGCAGGAGUUAUGAAUGUCAUUUUAACAGUACUAGUAGAUAUUAUAUAACUCUUUCCUGCUCCCGAUUGAUUUUUGAUUUCAUAGCCACAGUCCACUGCCACUGUCUGUUACUUCUUGCUAUGAAGAGAAAGUUGUUGCUUCAGACUCAGGUGGAUCAACUGUAAUCUUGCAAAUGCCCAGAAAAAAUGUGGUCAAAAGAUGAAAACAGAGUGACACUUAAGACCCCUCCGCUCUGUGCUGGGGUGUUGCUUACCAUGUCCGGGUUCCAGUCUGCUUUUGACACACUGGUCCUUACAUAAAGCUGGAGAUCAGAGACUGUGGGGUUUGUGUCAGUAUAAGGCAAACUGUAAUUCCAUAAUUCAUGAAUCUGUUACAUAUUUAAUAGGUCUUCAUUAUAAACGAAAAUCCUUUAGAAGGGCAUGUCGUGUCAUGGGUUUGCAUUUAUUUGCAUUCAAGAGUGUAUGAUCAUUUAAACUAGACGCUAAGUGUCUUUAAUGGGGGCUCAGAUUAUCAUAGUAGAUACACUGACUGAACACAGUUAAAUCAUGUGCAUGUGUAUGUGUAGGGAGUAACAGGGUGCCCCCAAGCUGUAUGUGGGUGCUUCCACCACCCUCCCCAGGAGACACAGUCAGAGGAGUUCCUCCACACCUCACCACGUAAAAAUACCUACAGGAGCACGCGCCGCACACUAACACGGUUGAGUCAUCCCUCAAAGUUUCUGCGUACUGCAGCCCUCGUAGGAACACACUGACGCACACAGGCAGCCGGGGAAACUCUUCUCACUCUCUCUGGUCAAAUACCAACACCCCCCACCUCCCACACACGCAUACACAUACACAUUCACUUACAUGCCUCAUCUUCCUCUCUCAGAGCCAAACCUGAGUGGUGUUCCCAGAAUUGCUGAUCUGUUGGCAACUUGACACCGAGGCCUGCUGAGAGUGAUAUGCAUGCUCAAACACAUAUGCUACAUUAAGACAUUGAGAGAGAAUUCGUACAUGCGUUUUUUUGUGUGUGUGUCACAGGAAGAGUUGUGACUUAUUGUGGGUUUGUGCGUUACAUGUUCACUCUCUUGUCACUGCACCAAAUAUUUGUAGAUGUUGUUGAGGCCAGUGUGGCGAUAUGUGGUGUGUGGUGCAGAACGUGAUCGGUGUCUGUCCCUUCCUCGCUCUCUCAUACACACAGACACCACACAAACACACUUUAGCACACAGUUGAUGACAACCAAACAGCAACUAAGUCAGGCUACACUGUCAUCAUCUCACUGGAAAUAGACAGUGUUGUAACAUUGCUAUUUGUGCCUUCACUGCUGUCUUCAGACGGGAUGGAAAUCAACCGGAACAUCAUGCAAUUUAAACCCUGAGAUACAGUAUGAUAAGGACAUCUCUGCAAGCAUGCUUUGAAUGUUUUUCUGUACCAAAUGAUUAUCAAACACAAGGGCGCAUACCACAUGAUUUAGCAGGAUUCAACGCAUGCCUUGCAUGAACUGAAAGCAGAGAAGUCUCAUGUUUCUAUCAGACAUUACAAAAAAGGUUUUUUAAUGAUUAAGCUAAUGUCACUCCUAUUACAAAGUCAUUCCUCAAGUAUAGCUCAAAGAAAACACUAAAAGUGAUAGCAGCGCGGUACAGCGCAAAAUCAAACAGUGUGCUAAAAAAGAAAAAAGGAGAAAGUCCUCAAGAGGGCAAAAUUAAUUGGCAUCUUUUUAAGGCCAUUGUUCAAAUCAUUUGUCUCCAGAGACAUUAAAAUACACCAGACCAGACCCAACCUGUGAUCAUUUGUUGCUAUUAUGUGACAAGAAAGUGGUUAGAAAUGCAAGCAAAAUGUCACCAUAGGCACAAAGCGCUUAUAAAGUUUUUAGCAUAAUCUUCAGCUGUUUAAGUAAUGAAGAAAAUGAUAGUAAAAAAAUUUAACAUGCAGAAUAAAAGUAGUCUCUCUGGUAAAAUAAGGAGAAUGUGUGUCAAAAUGAAAUAUAUCAAUAGGAUAUAAUGAUAGUUUUAACCUAGAUUUGUAUUUGGUAUUUUUAGACAAAUGGAGCGAACAGUUGGAGGUGGCAGUCCUGAGUCUGAAAUAUUAGCUGCCAGCUAACCACUCUAAGGCUUGUUUUCUCAACCAGACAUUUUGUUGCUGUACCAGUAAUUAUCUGGUGUGCCAGAUGAAAACAAACAGCGUUGGUUAAAGCUGUUGCUGUGGCUUGUUGUGCCCUUCUUCUCUGUAACGGUUGUGGCACAGCGAUUACUCAAACACAGCACCUAACUGCCAGAUUUCCCCUCGGCUGCUUCAUUUGUGCUCUCAGGGAAACUUGUUUCUCAGUGAAGUUUGGUUAUUACUAUGCCGUUGUCUGCCAAACCCCAGUUUUCUCGAGUAGGACUGAGUAAGUUGCUCUUCUCUUCUUCUCCCGAUGUUAAAAGUUAUUGCAUAUGCUCACUAGGAAGCGUGCAUCUCUAAUGCACCGAUAGGAAGUUGAUUUACAUGUUGUAAAUGUAUCAGUGUCCGGUGAUGCACUGUUUUAGUAGCUCCAAACUUGUGUAUUCACCAGUGAGUGAUGUUUUUGUAGUUCAUUUUCUGGCCUGUCAGUCAUUUGGCAGCCUGUGAAACUUGGCUUGAGACAAACACACACACAUAAUUCAGGCUGCUGAAAUAGGUUACGUACUUAGCUUGCAUUUGACUUGGCAGAUUCAGAGGAAAUUGCAUUCUUGCUCCUUUUUCGUACUCCCUCUCAACUCCUUUUCUGUCACUGUAAACACUGAGAUUAUCUGUUUGCCAGAAGACACAUUCUUCCCAUGAUGGUUUUCCAGUAUUUGGCUUAGCUUUGCUUGGAGUUUAUCAGUGACCAAAUGAGCUCAUUUGCCCAAAAUGAUUGCAAACUAAAGUGUAGAGUUUUUGUUUUCUGGGCUCUAAUCAAAUGUGUAUUUUUCAAAGGUAUUUAUUUGUUGUUUUUUUUAAUUGUAGCUCAGAAAUGGGUAGUCUUGGUUCAGUCAAAACCAAACACUAUUUUGAAUUUCUUUCUAAGGUAAGGCAAAAAUUUGAGAGUUCGUGCCGUGGCUUAAAUCCAGGAGCAUGAGUGAGAAAUAAUCUCCUCUGUAUCGACAAGGUGAACUUGUGCAAAGCAUCUUACUGCUAUCUGCUUCAGUGCAGCUGCUCGGCAUCUUCGAGUCUUUCUGAUAUGAAAAACUCUUCAUCUCCUGCCAGUAUCAGUUUACUUUAUCACUCAUGUAUUACAGUUGGAGCUUUAAUUUGAUUCAGUGUUCAUUACUCAUCAGUAUUUGUUCAACAGCAACCUGGAACGAGUCAGACUCAGAAGCUGUCAGAUAUGUGAGCAUGAGUAAUGAAACCAUCUCUGAGCUUUUACAGUAUGCACACACAUGACAUGCUCACAUGCAUGUGUGUGUAUUUGUGACCCUGUGUGAACUAGCACACAGGCUUUAAUGGAACCGCGCUUGACAGCCAUCUCUGUUAUUUCUCAGAUCACCCCGCUAAAGUGAUAAUGCCUCACAGUCGUAAACUCUGCGGCGCCCACACAUUCUGUAAUUUUUCCUUGUUAGCUUUCAAGAAAAAAAAAUAGACAUCCAUAUGCACAUACACACACACACACACCCCUCACCACCCCUCAGCAAUUCUGGCUUAAGCCUCAUGCUAAUAAGUGCUGUGAUUUCUGUCAGCAGAGCUUGUUUGGGUACAGGAAGAUUAGGUUCUCAAAGCUUAGCCAGAGGAGAUAAUAGCUAUUUUCCAUUGGACAUAUUUGUUUUCCCUCAGUAUUUCUAUUAAUCCUCAGUUUUUGUUGAGUGGGUGGAGUGUCUUUUGUAAAUCCAGUCACAAUGUUGCUGUACCCUGGCGGGGACAUGCAACUUUGUGACUGGAGUAAUUGUGUAUCUGUCUCGAUCUUCAUGCCUGUCUGUAAAGUAAAUAAACAUUCCCUGUUAUGUUUGUUUGAGGUGAGCUGUUGUUCAUGAUGUAACAUGAGGGUGUUAAUUUUGGCUUCAGACAUCUCUGUACAAAAAGUACAAUUUUAAAGCUUGUUUCUACUCAAAGCUAAAUGCCAAUGUUCGCUCUCUUUGUUUAUUUUUUGGUGGAUUAAUUUAGCUGAUAUAGUCUUAAUCAUAAACUGUAAAAUGAGAUCGAUGACAUGAUGGCACCCCCAAAGCGAAGACAAAUGUUUGGUUGUACUCCCUACUGCCUGGCUGCAGUAUCAGUCGUCAGGCUCACCUUCUGUGUAUUUGCAGGUUUGACAUUAGGCAAAUAUAUUUAACAACAUGCAUCAUUAACAUUGUCAUCUAAGUUAAUUUAUUCAUACUGGUUUAUGCUUAAUUAUUGAUUCUCCCGAGGAGUUAAAAAUUGGGUUAGUGAAACAGUGAAAAGGUGAGAGUCCAACUCCCUAAUGGGUGUUUUGUUCUUGAAUGUGACAUCACAUUUGUAGACGUGGAGAUGAAGAUGCAUCAUUCAUCUAUAUAUAUGGUGGAAAGCCUGAAAUAAAAAUCAUGAACAUAUAACUAUUAAUACGAAUAGUUGGGAUUUUAAUAUAUCAGAGGGCUAAAAGUUAAAUAUUUGUUCCUUUUAUACCCAUGAUUAAAAAGGAAACUGCACAGUUUUCGAUAUUUAGCUUUAUUUUGCUUUAAAUGUUCAUAGCUUGGUUAUUUGAAUUUUUUUUUCAAUGGAUAGAGUAAAAAAAUUUAAAUAAAGGGGUGAAUAAGCUGCACAGUGAAUUAAAAAGAAUUUGGUUAAACUGUGACGAUACUUUUCAACUUUAGUUAUUCAUGCUGAUGUUGAUGCUGUCUUGGAUUAACAGUGGUGAACCAUUUUGGCCAAAAUACUCCAGGUAUAAUACGCCAUUAUUUGCCAACUAACGGUAAAGCUCAAGACAUUGAGCUGGUAAAAUAUAAUCAGGCUACAAUUAGUGCUUAGUAGUGUCUGUGUCCUCACAAUUAAAGCUGGAGCCAUCUUCAAUGUAAGGUACAGAACUUAAUAAUGUACACAUCCACACUUGGAUAUUAGGUGUCAUUUAUAUGGAUGAAAAAGAACGAGUCGCUUGACAAAAUUAAAAAAAAAAAUUUAAAAAAGGCAUAGAUAUUUAUCCCAAUCUAAAUUGCCUAAUUUGUAUUAGUGAACAAAAGAUGACUUGCCCCUCUUGGAUUAUAAAGUUUACCUCACCAGACCUUACCUUUUGAAUAUCCAGUCAUAUAACACAAAACUGUGUAUUUACUGUAAAUAGGCUACUUGUAUGCAGCCUACAUCUAUAGAAUCCUGCAUUCCUGAAAUACUACUAAAUCAGAGAUCUAAAUAUAAUAAAAUGAUGAGGGUGAUUGCCAUUUGAAAAGCUUUAAAUCAGACAUCAAUUGUGCAAUUUCUGUGAUUGAGUUCAAGCAUGCAUGUUCUGCCUUUUGAAGGAAAAACUGCCAAAUCUUCCCAUGGGUUUGCAAAGGUAUUCUUUUCUCACCUGUCUUGUUUUAUCUUUUCUGUAACAUACUCUUUCUCCUCUGUCCUCGCAGGGAUGCUCAUCUACAGCCAGUUUCCAGCACUGGAGGAUUUUUGUCUUGUUGUCUGCCAUGUCUGCAAUCAGGUGGUCACUCCUCAGGGCAUCCUCACACACUAUGGUAAGAACCACAGUACACACACUGUACACACACUCACAAAGAAUCCUAGAGGCACAGUGCCACACAAAAACCUCAGGGCAUAAUCCCACUCUUCGCUGAGGUAUUCUUACACACACACUCCUUGGGGUGUCUCCUGCUGCAACACAGGAGCACAGAAUCAACACACUCAUGCACACAUAGAGAAAUGGAGCCAGAUAAAGUAAUUCAACAAUAAAAAAUACAAUUUAUCCCUGCAGGGCGCUUUAAACAAUAGUCUAACUGCAACUUAUCCUCCACAAACAAACACCACUUGGUUCUGCCUGCUAAUGCUCAAAGGGCUUAUUAUAAGUGAAAAACACUAAAUAAUUUACAGCUAAUGAACCAGAUGUGGCAUUGUUCUCAGGCUUAUUCUUAAUUCAAGGAAUAACCGUAUGGACAAAGCCAAUUAUGAGAAUAAGAUUACCUCUCUUGAGUAAAUACCUUUAGAAGAGGCUGAUAUUCUCCUAAGGAAAAGGCAGAUUUAAAGGGAUGAUUGUUUGAUUUAAAAACAAAUCCAAAGGGGUUUAUUUUCAAUCUCACUUCACUGCUCUGUUUCUUCCUUUUCUUCCAUCUCUAUCUUUUGGUUGAAAUUUGUUUUUUUUUUGGAAUCAGAAAGUUUCAGAAAAAUCGUUCACAGUUCCUCGAGGGUCCAAAACACAUAACCACUCAGCUGCAUAUGUUAUAUAUACCUGAAGGCUCACCAUCAUUCCCUAAAAUCCAAUAUUUGUUGCUAUGGAGACUGCAGUCCUGUCCAACAAACCUUACGGAUCUUUUUUAGAUGCUGCUCACCGACAGUCAGCUGUUGUAACAUUAAAAUUCAAAAGAAGAGUUCAUACUGAUAUUCAUAUAACCAAUUACCAACAUUUUAUCAAAGAAAGGGUUGUUUUGUGGUGACAGUUUUGAUCCCAGUCUUUGAUUGGCUCUCCAACCUGUCCGUCUACCUCUUGUUUGCUUUUGAUUGAGGCCCUACUGAUCGUGCUCGCAUCUGCCCGCGAGCUGCUGCUUCCUUCUGUCGGUGGCACGUGCACCAGCCUGAGCCGUCUGUUUGAGUGGGGCGGGGGAGACACAUGGUCACGCUUAAUGAGCACGCACACACACAUACACACACUCAGACGCACGCACACACACAGGCACUCACAUACUUCUCCCUGAGAGGAGAGAGGCUGGUGGAGUUACAUGCACACACAUUUUCACUUUCUGGUUCUCAGCAGAAAGAGGUCAGUGGUAUUGCGAGACACACACACACAAACACGCGCACAACACAAACACACACAUACAGUAUACACACAAACACACUCAUAGACUUCUGGCAGGCGCUGUUGUUUUGUCCCCGCUCCUGCCCCCUGCAGGUCCCCGCCCCCCCUUCCUCUCUCUUGUUGGCUGCGAUUCGGCUUGCUGACACGCAUACAGAGUCGGUUAACAACAGGUCUAAAAUACACACAUACACACACACACAUGCGCAUACACAAUCAAGAGGGGGAAUCUCCUGAGAGUUCCCCGAUAAAACAAAACCCUUUUUUGGGGCCAAACAUGAUAACAAGCAGGCCAAGUCACAUGCAGACAAGUAGAAAAGUCUUUAGUUUGAGUCAUUUUGCACAUCUUUGUUAUCAUUUGUACUGUUUUGCAGUGACCCAGAAGUCAAACUGCCCUGCAAUGACAGAUGAUUCAUGGACUUCAUUAUUAAAUUUGGAGCAUAACUUACACCACAACUCUGUGUCAUGACAUGAAAAAUGCUCCCCCUGACCUCUGCUGAGUGGAUGGUCUCUAGGACCUGACCCUGUCAAGAUAUUCUCCCGAUGUUUUAUGCAUUUCCUCUCAUUGUUGCCCAUUCAAAUCAUGUCAGUGUAAUAUCCUCAAAAGCAUAACUCUAUUAUUCCCUGCUGGUGGUUUCUACCUCAAAUGUGGCUUUUUUAUCCGCUGCUGUGGCCUUGUUUUAGUCCGUGUGUGUGUGUGUGAGACAUGGGAUUCUGCUUUCAUGCUUGAGAGUGCAUUGAAUCAGCACCGAGGCUUUGCAUAUACAGAAAUGCAUGCGUGCACAAACUCACACAGACAGAGAGAGAGAGAGAGAGAGAAAAAGAGAGAGAGAGAGAGAGAGUAGGGAGGGGGUUUGCUGCCUCAGGGGUCAGUGGCUGUAAGUUACACACGCCUAGUUUGCUGCUCAAGCUUUGCUGCGUGUGUGGAAGACAGUGUUCACUCCUUGAACUAGGGACCUGAAGUGGAUGCAUGCUGGAUAUAGUCCACGUUUGUGUUCAAAAAGGUUAACAUAUACUGUAAUUGAUCAUCAGAGACUUGCCCCAUUUAGUGGAUUUGUUUAUUUAAAUCUCCUUAGAGUAAAGCAUGCAUGUAUAUUCUAAGCAUAAGUGGCCCCAGUGGGAUAUCAAAUAAAUCCCUUACACUGGCAGCGACUGUAGCGUGCAGUCUCAAGAGAGCUUGUAAAAAGAAAAUGUGCAAAGAAAUAAUAAUUUUAUGCUUUUGAAUGAUCCUUAAAGCUUAUUUUGGACAGACUGGGACAUAGUACAGAAUUUUUUCCCCAAUAAAGAUGUGUUCAUUUUUGAGUGUUUCCACACCUCUGUGGCUGUGUGUUUGAGGUAAAUUGGCACUACAAGCCAUGUCCAGAUAUUUCACUGUAUUCCCUUCAAUUUUCUCAUCUACUACCUUUUCUUUUUGCCUUUCUUUGGUUCCUCUUCCCUGCCAGUGACCUGUUGUGUGUGAGCAAGUCAAGUGCACGAUGAAAGGCUCUUGGCGUUGCUCUCGCGAACUUUUCUCUGUUGUGGUGGAUUAAUUGAGCUCUGAAGCAAGUUGAAAAAGAAAAUCAGUCCCCCAUUUUUCCUUUGGUUUCUGCUCAUUUCUAACUUAACAAGUGUUUUGUGCUGCUCUGUGCUUCUGCUUCUGAGUUUGUUGUUUUGUAAAAAUGUGAUAUAGUGUGUCUGUCUGUGUGUGCGUGCAUGUGUCUGGCCUGUGGUUUCGUCGUUUAUUUCACAUAGUAGCGUUGGAAAGUUUUGCCCUUAACCACAGAAGCAGUGCUGAGUUUCGUUUAUUGGGGAUGUUGCUUGUGUUGUGUUAUUGUUAUUGCAGCCGGGCUGUGUGCGAGCCAUUAGCUGAGGCUCUGACCAAUUAAAAUGCCAGCUGCUACUGUAGAUCAGAGGGAGUUUCUUUGCUCUCUUUUCUUAGCACUCAGGUUUGUAUGGGCUUGAAAAAUAAGUGUUCAGUCUGAAUGUUUUGGUACCUCAUCUCAGGACCAAAGAGGGGACAUUACUGAAAAGAAAUCCCCCUCUGCACACAGAAUCAUACGAAGGAUGUUAUAUACAGGAAGUAGCAAAACAUGUGAAUUGUCUUUUUAUGGUCUUCUCUUGCACCACUGGCAUGAGUGUUUGUAAAUUCAACCCUGUGUCAUUGUCAGUGAUUGUCAAUAGUUAAGUUUGAGAAUGUUGAGCAACAGAUUCAUACACUCUGGAACCUGGCAUGUUCAAGAUGCUCUGAUGGCAUGAAUGGUAACAACCGCUGUUGCCUGCCAAAGCAAAUAAUUUCAACAAUUAAUGACAAUAUAACACAAAAAUCAUUAACAGUCAGUGUUGUAUCUUAAUAGGUAUGUAAAUACAUACAUAUACUCACAUACAUGUACAUACACAGCCAUUUUUUACUUCCAAUACGAAAUCGAUACCUUCAAUAUUGAUCGAUAUUGAUCCGAGAUUGGCACAAAAUUGUGUAUGACAAGUUUUUCACUCAGCUGCAUUGUCUUUUUCGGACUUAAAUGAAAAAUACUGCCACACGGCUGACAUCACUCUGAGGGAUGGGAAUCGAAAACCAGUUCUUGUUGAGAACCGGUUCCAAAUGGUUCAAUCCAUCGACAUCAUUUACAUUUUAUCUUAAUGAUUCCCAUAUCAAUUCCUUUCUUCCAGGUGUCUUGAAAAACGGUUUCUUGAGUGCCAGUGGGUGCAAAUGAGAACAGAGACAGAGAAAAAAACAUGGCGGAUAGUAUGAAAAGUGCUUGUACUUAACGCAACCUUAUUUACUCCUCAUGUGGCUCUGCUGCUGAAAGCUGGUUCAGGAAGCUCUUACUGACUGUUUAAGACAGCGGGCAGAUAAGGAGAAAGUGAGCUUUAGUUUCUGUUAGUUCCAAUUUACAUUUAUACAAACUCCCUCUUCUCGUGGUUUCCGAUUCUUACAAAGGCCUGUCUCAGUUUCUAAGCUGUUGGUGCUGUGUCUGUACAUUGUUGCUUACUAAUAACGUAUCAACAGUGUCAACAAGUAAGUGGAAAAAAACAUACUGAAGAGCUGAAUUGAGUGUAAGACAGUCAGACUGGUGUCGAUUGUUUUUCCAUCCCAUUAUGUCUUGCUGUAACAUGUUCACUAAGGUGUUCUUUUGCAUAAUGCUUUCUAUCGAACAUUCAGUCUACUCCGUCUCAGAUCCUCAAAUUAUCUGAAACGAAGGGGGUUUGAUCUGAUUUUCUUCAAAUAGCUUUUUUUUUCUGAUUAAAUCAUAUGUAAAAAACUGAUAUCAAAUGGUCCUCAUGUUUUGUUGCCCUCUGUGUGGAAAAAAAAACAAAGGAGUAGAGCUGUUUCUUAUUUUUGAAAAUUUGAGUAUUUGUGUUAGGUUGCAGGGAAAAGAUAGUUUUGAAUUGUAAUGAGCCUUUCAGUAUCAAAAUGUGCAAUGUAUCUACCUUUUAGUCAGUCUGAAGCAGCUUGCCCUUUGAUUCUUUCACCGUUACCUGACCAUUGCAUGGCACUCAUGACCUUGUUAGAUUAACACGGUGAUGAUUUUCUGCAAAUAUGGUGGACUCUUAGAAUAGAAUAGAAUAUUCCUUUAUUGAUCCCCCGUGGGGGAAAUUUUUUUGUCACAGCAGCAUCACAGACAGAGUGCAAAAAUGCAGUUAUAAAAAUAAAGAUCCUAAUAUUAAGAACUUAGAUAAAUGUAAUAAUUAAGAAAAAAUUUAGAAAAAGGAAAAAAAGGGAGAAUAAAAAUAAAACUAUCUACAAUAUACACAAUUUAAAUGCUUGAGGAGCUCUUGCUGAAAUCAAAGCCAUCCUGAGCAUACAGUUACAGCACCGAAACAUUGAGAAGCACCUUGAGGAAUUAUGCAUGCACAGAGAGAGAACAUGCAUCUCCACAGAUCAGCUCAGUACUUCUCGACAACCCAAGAGUCAGAGAGGUUUUAGAGAUGCUUCUCUUUAUUUCCUCACUGCUAUAUCUCAGUCAGUGAAUCUCUUCCAUGCUCUCUUCUUAUUGUAAACAAACCCAGCUGAGCUUCAAGAGCCUCUGCUUCCUCAUCAUGCAACAGCUCCACCCACAGGAUGGGACAGCAGCCAAUCAGCAGCCGGCUUGACUCACUGGAUUGCCAUAACGACCGACAGACAGACAGGCAGACAGGCAGGCAGGCAAGCAUAGUAGUGAGGGUGCCCUUGUGGUUGGAGCACAUUGAUGACCUUGCACAGGCAGCCUUCCCUGCAUUGUAAAUCAGUGGGAUUAACUCUCAGUUAGCUCAAUACUCACACAAUGAGUUGUGUUUUUCAAAGCAUGUCAGAGUUUGUCAAUUUGUAAUAAUUCCUACUCUGAAUGUCCCAGUUUGCAUAAAGGCUAAUCUCUUAAAGCCUAAUCAAACCGUAAUUUUUCUUAUUUUUGUUUUAAUGUAAUAAUUUAAAAUUACACAGAUUCCUAGUAGAUUUAAAUACUUUCUCUAAAUUUACGAAAUAUAUUGAUCAUUUUCAUGAUGAGCAUUGCAUUGCAGGUACUCCGUAUGUGUUCCCCUGUUUAUAAGUGGGCCUGCCUUAUUUUACCACAGUUGGUGCACCUUUUCCUCUGUUUUUUUUUUUUAACUUCACACUUGUCUAUAUUAGUUUCUUUUCAAGAGUGUUGCCCUCUGUAGUUGUUUUAGGAAGUUAUGCAACCUCCUUUAAAUAAUUGUUGCAUAAAGAAACAUUUAAAACCAACACGGUACUGACGACUUCCGGUCCGCUAACAACUUCUGAACAGGGGAAGAAUCUUUAUGAAGCAGGAGAGUCAUCUUUCCCUCUGUUUAUGUGUGUACGUGAUUUUAUUAUUAUUUUUUUCCAUCAUAAAUGCAUAAAAAACUAGUCUUACUUUAAAAAAAAAACAGAAGAUUUUUAUUUUUAUUUUAAGAUUGAAUUGAACCCACAAUGUCAAAAGUUCACUAAUUAUUUGUCUUGGCUGUGUAUUUUUCUACAAUAUUUUAUAUUACUUUGUAUUUAUUAUUCUCAUUUUUCUCCCUGAAAGAAAAAACGCUGAAAUCAGAAAGUCUCGACCUCUCUGAUGCACACAGAUCAGAAAACACUGUGGCACAGUUUUCUGAGCUUAUUCCUGCAGUCCUGCUUGGUUGAACAGUACAGCUGAAUUGACUUAAAUGUAGGUUCAGUGUGUGAGGCCUUGCCAAAUGAUGUGUGAUUGAACGUGUGAAGCUAUUGCUGUUGUAGCUGCAUACCUGCAAAUGUGCCUCUGGACUUUGAUCCUGCUACUCUGAAUACAGCUGCCUCUGCUUCCACUGGCCUAUUUACACACCUGCUACACGCACAUACACACACACACACACACACCGCAUAUAUUCUCCCUUAUAUGCUCUUAUGAGGUAUUCUCAACAUACCGCAAAAUGAUGUACACUCUCUGCUAUGCACACAGCCUAUACCUUUGGAUAGAAACACAUCCUUGCGGUUUACAAUCUACACACAUAGAUAAUCUCUCGAACACACACAGACACACACCUCACACACACUGUCCCUCAGUCACCUGCAGCUCUCAUGAACUCUGAGCAAACACACAGGGUCGGUCAGUCUGCGCUGCUGUUUUGUUCCCCCGGCUGCUGUUAGUAGAUUACUACUACACUCAUUAACCUGGUUGCACAACAAUAUGACACACACACAAACACACACACAGGCGCGCGCACGUAAUCCCUUUCCUGCUUACUGAGUGAGGCAUAAAAUAAGCACUACUUGGUCAGGAGUUUGUUUUACACUGAGGAGACCCCACUAAAAGUAUAUUACAGUUAUUUUACGGCACUUAAAAAACAAUAAAUAUCAUCAUACCUCUGAAUUAGCUUUAAGGGGGUACUCUGAUGGGAUAUGGGAAAUACCCUAUUACCUUAAAUUUAAUGUUUUGAUAGCCGUUUUAGGAUACAUGAUUGUUCCCAAGGUCUGAAGUAUACUUACAAUAUGAAUUCAAGGGCAGCUUUAAGGACAUGACGCUCCCCCUGCUCUUGUCCUCAGUCAGAUGUAUCUCAUCGCUAUUGAUCUGUCAGACUCAAGUAAAGCUUUGUGGGUGUUUAAACUAGGAGAAAAUCACUAAUGAUGUAACUUCAUUGAAGGUUUGCAGACUGCAGAGACCAAAAGAUGUUUGAAGGAGAUGCCAGUAAUUAUUUUAGAGACAAAUUAUUGACAGGUUCCAGGUGCAAAUAUUUUAACACCUUUUUUAACUUAUAUUUUUCAGUAGUAGUAUGAGUGGACCUCAUGGAUUUUGCUCUGAUUUUGCAUCAUAACACGACAGAGCAUACUAAUGAUGGACCUGCCCUUGACAGAGCGCUCUGUCAAGUGUUUUUUAUAUAUUUAUUUCCAGGCAAGACACUUUGAGACUUUGAUUUCUGCUUGAAAAAGACCUCAUGUCACUCUGCGCCGCAACACACACAAUAAACAGACUGAUAAAAUGAAUAUGUUAAUCUUAGAUUUCACUAUAUUCAGGACAUGUUAUUCAUAUUUCUGUAUACAUAAUAAAUACUUGUCAUCAAGUUUCUGUUAACUGCAUCUUAAUUGUGCAGGCUUCUGAGAUGUUUUUAUUUUCUAACACAACUCUGUCAACUGGCAUUUGUCGUACCAUUCGAGGUUAUUCUCUGAGAAAUAAGACGCUCUGCCACCACAUUUUGUUCUACUGGGACUAUGAAUAAAGAUUGACAGCUUUCACAUACAUAUUUUUUUAAUGCCACUUCUACCUGUCAUCUGUUUACCUUCAGGACCCGCUAUAGGGAAGCAUAGAUCAGAUAUUUGGAUCUGAUAUCAGCUCCGAUAUUGACAAAUUAACUGGAUUGUAUACCUGAUGAAUGACGCCAAUCCAGUCUUUUUUUCUUCUUUUAGUUAACGUCAUACACAGCAACACAGCAAUUCUGUUCGCUCUGUAUUCUUUGUCUGUCUAUCCUUUUGCACUAAAUGUUUCCAUGGAAGUCUUACUUCUUUUUGCUGCGUGCUAAUGAGCAAUUUUUAUUUGUUUAUAAAUAGUAUUAAUAAUAAUAAUAAUAAUGCAUCAGAUUUCAUAUAGUGCUUUAUCAGAGACCCUCAAAGUGCUUUACAUUGGAUACAUCAUUCAUUCACUCACACAGUAAAUUAAGUUAAUUUAUUACCUUUUUUUUUAACAAGGUUAAUUUCAAGCCUGAUGCCUUCACUCACAGGACAAGGUUUACUGUUCAUUCAUUCAACAGUGGUAUUGGAUCGGUAUCAGAUAUUGGCUGAUACACUCAGCCCAGGUAUUGGUAUCAGAUUGUAUCUGGAAAAAAAUGGAUCGGUGCAUCUCUAGAGCCGCAAUCUAAAAAUUGCUUUAAAAUUGGAGUCUUAGUGAAGGCUAAUAAUCAGGUGAUUACAACGCAGAGUGCUGCUGUGUUUAUGCAUGUGUGCAGUUUGUACACUCAGUCAAGUACUGAAUAACAGAGCCUGUAAAGGAAGUUGGCGGGCACCUUGUUUUGUGCAGCUGAUCGACACAGUUUUGCACACAUGUGGCUCAGUUGCAUAUUGGUUUAGUUUUCUCUGUUGAUGAUGACUACUUUUAGGCUAAUAAUAUUCUUUGCAUUCUUUUCUGUUUUUUCUCUUUGGUGUAUAUAAAUGACCCAGACAGUGUCGAUAUAUAGCACUUGAUCAUUAUCAAACUUAAACAGUCUAGAUUUGAUUUCUCUAUUUGGGUGUUUAUCUUCAUUCCAUUGCUUGCUUCAUUUUGCAUCUUAUCAGCUGACAGGAAAUUCAGAAAUUCACUCAACCACAAGGCCAGGUCUUGUCCCUGCACUAACAGCUGCUUUUCACCAAGUUAUCUAAGAGCUAAAUCUGCCAGGUCUUGCAGAUGUCUACCUGCUCUUGCAGCCUUUAGAGGAUAGGAAGUUGAUCUUCCAUGAAACCACGAUGAGCUCAACGUUAGUGAUUAGUUUGAGCACGCUUUUGACAUCAUUUGACUCUGUGUGCAGUAUUUCCCUACAUGCUUUUUCUGAUUUUCUGACGUACUCAUCCCUCUUGUUUCCCUUCAGGUAGCUCGGGUGUAGUUUCCUUGUGA